This is a messenger RNA of Clunio marinus, 869 nucleotides long. Lineage: Eukaryota; Metazoa; Arthropoda; Insecta; Diptera; Chironomidae. The record is from the annotation of a GenBank genome assembly.
AACAGCCCUCCAGCCUUAUGGGCAGCUGAUUAGUAGAGCCGCAAUGUUCUUCACAAUCAUCCAGAUGUUGAGCCCAAUUUUUGUUUUUAACAACAUGAGAAAGGCGAAGUCAACGUUGGGAAUGCCAUUUAUGAUGUUUUUAAUCAUUUUAAUUUUGCAAGUGAACACUUAAGAAUGUUUUAUGAUCGCAUUUAAUGAAAAUUCUUUUUCCUUCUUUAAUGUCAUGUCUAGAACGGCUUUAAGCGUUCGUUUUUCUCAACUUCUCAACGAUGAGGCGAUGCUCAAGACGAAUAUCGUAGGAUUCUCGAUAACAGUGAUUUACGUUUCGAUUUUCUUCCAUUUCGUGUCACCAGACGAGAAAUUCAACCAUCUCAUGAAAAUCCUUGUUGCUGCUGCGUUCAUUGGUCUCAUGAUAAUAUAUUCAAAGGUCGAAGAUCCCGAGAAGGUUCAGACACGCUUUGGCUUUGUCCUCACAGCAUUCAUCUAUAGUUUGAUGGUCAUGCCAGUCAUUGAAGUGAAAAAAGCUUUGUAUGAAAAAUGUACCCGUCACAUGCCGUUCCCAAUGAUUGUCAGUGGAACGUUAGUCGGCAGUUGCUGGUUUCUUCACGGGAUUAUUAUAAACAAUGGAAUUGUUAUUCUCCAAAACUCAACAAUGCUGGGACUUAAUCUUGUACAACUGUCGAUGUUUGUAAUAUAUCCAUCACAGCCCGCUUCUGACACAAAGAAGGAGAAAAGAAAGAAGAAAGCCGAAUAAUGCAAACGACCUUUGCCUUGUUCUCAAAUGGAGGUUUCAGAUUCUUUCAGAUAAACCUUAGCACUUUUGGUGUUGUUAUCCAUGCUGAAUGCCUGAAACGCAAAAUAAAUGCUCA